Molecule: messenger RNA, 411 nt
Organism: Penicillium taxi
Lineage: Eukaryota; Fungi; Ascomycota; Eurotiomycetes; Eurotiales; Aspergillaceae
Exons: 1
Coding region: 1-411 (136 amino acids)
Source: RefSeq, a predicted model, not a curated record
AUGGCGCAAUACUACCCGCAACAGCAACAGCAGGGCUAUGCCCCUCAAAGCUCGGCUCAAAACCUCCAGUUCUUCCCCUCAACCUACUCCGCAGUCUCUGGACAUACUACCCCUUCACAAGCGUCCUAUGGUACUGGAUUUGGCGGCGCACCCAAUCCGGCAUCGCAGGCCUAUACCGCUGGUGGAUAUGGUGGCUUCGGCUCGGCUGCUGCCGGCGUGAGCGGGAGGAUGGGAGAGCAGGGUGGUUUGAGGACUGGCUGGUUGGCUGCGUUUGGGACGGAGGGCUAUGAUGGUGAACCGCCGCUGUUAGAAGAGCUGGGAGUUAACUUUGAGCAUAUUCGAACAAAGGUGAGUUGGGCACAAUUGGGUCCAGAAGGGACGAACGCGCGGACUAGAUACCAUGCGAUAUGA